Molecule: messenger RNA, 3653 nt
Organism: Lates calcarifer (barramundi perch)
Lineage: Eukaryota; Metazoa; Chordata; Actinopteri; Centropomidae
Gene: runx1
Product: RUNX family transcription factor 1
Exons: 8
Coding region: 938-2392 (484 amino acids)
Biological process (GO): regulation of transcription by RNA polymerase II; neuron differentiation; hemopoiesis
Cellular component (GO): nucleus
Molecular function (GO): DNA-binding transcription factor activity, RNA polymerase II-specific; RNA polymerase II cis-regulatory region sequence-specific DNA binding; ATP binding
Source: RefSeq, a predicted model, not a curated record
AGAGAGAGGGAGGCAGAUGGAUGUAUAUAUAUUUUUGGGAGAUAAAUAAAUUCAGUGUGUAGACAUAUGUUUUAAUGUCACUUUGUUUUAUUUGGCCACAUGUACUGAAUUCACGGAGACUCAGUCAGUUACCGCCGCUGCUUCAGCUCAGGAGGAAGUGCGGCUUCGCUGUCUCCCUCUCUCUUUCUCCCCCCUAAACCCCGCCUCCUCUCGGACGGACGUAACGCUGAUUGGUCAAAGCCUUCUAGCGGCAGCCGGCGGCGAGCCAUCCCAUUGGCUAAAAGCUGCUAAAGUGCACAGAUGAAAUGCAAAUCCACAGCUCUGCCAGUAAAAAGCCUGGCGCUGUCAGCCGGAAUGUCCAUUCAUCUGGAGGGAGGGGAAGGGAGAGAGACAUUGGAGGGGUGUAGAGAGAGAGUGCGGGUUGUGUGAAACCUCAGUCUGUCGGAAUCAGACAAAUUUACAUCAAAUUUACUUUUCGUGUUUCUUCCUACUUUGUCCGCUUCCUUUCACUUUUGAUGCCAGCCAUGCGUGAAGGCUUCAUUUCGGCUGCGAGGAGACAGAAGGAGCUUUGAAGACUUUUCAGAAUCCAUCCCAAGUCUGAGAGCGACUUUUACCCUGCGUGGAGAGCAGAGGAGAGACUCUCUAAACUGUUGGAAAUCUGCGUUUGAGUCCGUGCGGUCACGGGCUCUUUUUUUUUUGUUUUUUUUAUUUUAUUUUAUUUUUUUACGCACGAAGGCUGAAAUCCGGCGCGUCUGGACUGGAUAACGCGCCGCAGCAGCUGGGCGAUUUUUUUUAUUCUAUAUUUUAUGGACAGUUAACUAGAAGUCGACGAGGCGACAAAUCUACAGAAAACAAUCUGCUUCUUGUGGCGAAAACAAGAAAAGAAGUGGGAGGUUUAUAAGUGAAGAUCGGGGAAGUUGAGUAUCUGGACGCACAAAUGGUGUUUCUGUGGGACGCAAAAUACGACCCAGCCCCUGGCCGGCGUUACACUCCCCCCUCCACCACCCUCGCCUCUGGGGGGAAGAUGGCCGAGGCCCUGCCUUUAGGCGCCCAGGAGGCCGGAGGCGGGGCCGCUCUGAUGGGCAAGCUGCGCAUGGCCGACCGGGGCAUGGUGGAGGUAAUCUCAGAUCAUCCAGGAGAGCUGGUGAAGACGGACAGUCCUAACUUCCUCUGCUCUGUGCUGCCUACACACUGGAGGUGUAACAAGACUCUGCCCAUUGCUUUUAAGGUGGUUGCCCUGGGCGACAUCCCUGACGGCACCUUGGUGACGGUGAUGGCGGGGAACGACGAGAACUACUCAGCGGAGCUGCGCAACGCCACGGCCGCCAUCAAGAACCAGGUGGCCAGAUUCAACGACCUGCGCUUCGUCGGCCGCAGCGGAAGAGGGAAGAGUUUCACUCUGACCAUCACAGUGUUCACCAACCCUCCUCAGGUAGCCACAUACCAAAGAGCCAUUAAAAUUACAGUGGAUGGUCCUAGAGAGCCUCGACGUCAUCGUCAGAAGAUGGACGAGGUCAAACCCGGCUCUCUGGCUUUCUCUGAGAGGCUAACGGAGCUGGAACAGCUGAGACGGAGCUCGAUGAGGGUGACGCCUCCUCACCAUCAUCACCAUCAGCCCUCGGCCAACACCCGCCAGUCUGCAGCACUCAACUCAGCCACAUUCUCCAGUCCCACACACACUCAGAUAACUGCCGAUUCCAGACAGAUGCAGUCAUCUCCAUCUUGGUCCUACGACCAAUCGUAUCCCUACCUUGGCCAAAUAACCACACCCACCGUCCACACGGCCAAUCCCCUCUCGCCUGGCCGCUCUUCACUCAGUGACUUGUCCUCACGGCUCACAGGUCCUGACCUCACAGCCUUUGGCGACCCCAGGAUGACCUUAGAGCGAUCAUUCAGCUCCCUCCCCUCUCUGCCUGACUCCCGCUUCUCUGACCCCCGGGUCCACUACCCUCCCACAGCGGCCGCCUUCACCUACACCCCUUCCCACAACCCUGUCUCCAACAGCGCCCUUGGGCUCACCAUGGCAACGGCCAUGGCGACCACCCCGGCGGGAAGGUACCACACCUACCUGCCUCCUCCCUACCCUGCCAACACUCCCCAUCAGGCUCAGAACGGGCCUUUCCAGUCCACCUCCUCGCCGUAUCACCUGUACUACUCCACCGCCGCUGGAUCGUACCAGUUCUCCAUGAUGGCCGGAGGAGGAGGAGGCGGCAGUGACUCGCGCUCCCCUCCGAGGAUCCUGCCACCAUGCACCAAUGCCUCCACAGGCUCCUCCCUCCUACACCCCUCUUUGCCAAAUCAGAACGAAGGGGUGGGUGUUGAGGUGGAGUCCAGCCACAGUAGCUCCCCGACAAACAUGGCGGCGGCUGAAGCUGUCUGGAGACCUUACUGAACUAGACCAGAUGGUAGAGGACAUUCUUAAUGAUGCGCAAUGGAUAUCACUUCCUGGUCAUAUGAUGGUGGACACUGAACAUCAUCAAACACAUAAAUACACACCAAUACAAAAUAUGAUAGACUGACAUGAGGGGCAACAAGUCAGUGUAAUAUCAAAAGUGAGUCAACCUACAACUUCCUAUCUUGGUUAAAGGAUGGUGUUAUUCCAUAUUUCUCUAAUUGUCAACAAAUCUCAUUACAGGACCAAAACCAACAAUAUAUUGUCACAAAUAUAUAGUUUCAUUUUUUAAAAAGGCGCGGUAAUUUAAAAUGUUAUUCAAACAGGAAGAAAUAGUGCAUUUGUUAGGGACUAUUUUCAGCGGUGGAUGAAUCCACAUUUGGUGCUUUUCUGAGUUUUUGAGCAGCAACAGGACGGUGUAUGUGGGACUGAGUCAGAAUAAACUAAUGAAGGAACAUGUCAGCCAGUGGAACUCACUGAUGUGUUUUUAAUAGUUUUGGACAAGAGUGAAGCUCUGUGACUCAGAGGAAUCAGACAUAUCUGGCUUUAGAAACACACAGCACCUGUUGGUAUUUACACUCCAAUAUGUUGUGGUUAUUGUUGACAGUAAGAAAAAUAUUGAAUUUAAAAAGAAUCUUCCUUCUAGGGAACAUAUAUAAUACAGGACAAAUUCUAGUCUAGAUAUGCGCUAUGUUUCUUAAUUGAAGAAAGAUUUCUAACAAGAUGAAUUCUUUUACAUGUCUUCAGUGUUUCGGUCUUCCAAAGCACAGAACAACUGCUAGCUAAUAGGCUGUGUUGUUAGUAAAAAUGUGUACUACUUUUUAUUUUAUUUAUACUUAUGCUUGGUUUCUGAUUUUUGGAAAACUUGAGUACUGUACAUCAUCACAUGACCAGGUACUGGAUGAGUGCGCCCAGGUUAACACUGGCUACUGACAAACAGUUGUCGGUCAAUGAAAAACAAGCAGAAUGGCUGACAGGUGCAUUGGCCUACAGACAGCGGUGAGUGGACUGACUCAGGUUAUAUUAUAACAUCCCAGUCUCACUGCAGGAUACAGAAAGAGAUACAUGAAGGAGAGUUUCUAUGAAAUGAAGGACUCAACUGGGGACAUAAACGGACAGAAGCAGGGUAACAUUUUGGUUUAACACUGACAAAGUGCAUGCAGCAGCACUGGACUGAUCUCAGCUUCCUUUGUAAAUUAUCAGGACUUUUUUCCUCAUAAAUGUUAUUGGUGUUGUGAAUAGACGAUUUGCUCAUCCCAAA